CUAAAACUCAGAUAGUUUCGAGAAGAAAAUUUACUUAUUGUUUAUCCUAUCUUGCUUGAUCACCAACGACGUAGGAUAAAGUCCAACUUUGUAUUGCUUGUUUUCUGAAUCUCUUUAUUUUGGGUUCCACAGUUUCUAAUCUGUUAUUGUUUUGGGAAGUGACUCAAAUCCAAUAUCGAACAAGUUUCGGCCAAUUUCCCUGUUAUUUUCUGUCGUCGUACAUUUUAGAUUGAAACUUUUGUAAGUUUUUUCUGAUUUUGGUGUUGGUUUUUGUUGUGAAGAAUCAAGGAAUGAGUGGAGCAGGCGGCCUUAUCGGCGGGGCUGCUCUCGGAACAGCGUUCAAUGUGCUGUAUGAUGUCCUCGGUAAGCUGAUCACCAAGAAUGUAAUGUUUGCACCCCACCUCAAACUCAUCAAAUCCAGAUUAGACUCUUUGGCACCAUUGUUGAAAGAUAUAGAAAAAUCCAACAAGAAAUCGGAUCUGUCGGAUGAGGAACUGGGAAACUUGAAAGAAGAGUUGGAGAAGGGCAUACAGCUCCUUCGAAAGUGCGAAAAGACUCAAUGGUGGAGCGUAGCAAAAAGGUACAAAUACACCAACAAGCUGAUUGAAUGGGAUGAAUCUCUUCAACAACAUUUGAAAAUACUAAACGUUGAGGGAAUAAGGGAUGUGAAGGACACUGCAGUUACGGUGAAGACUAUAGAGGAGGCGGUCAGAAGAAUUGAAUUGAAUGAGAACACCAUUGGUCUCUAUAAUUCAAGUUCCAGUGGGUCAGUUACACUAGACAUUGGUUCCCAAGAUGUAAAUGAUGAGGUCUCUGAGCACCGCCACAAGAUGAGGGUAUUGGCAACUUCAUCAGAGUGGAUCCCGUUACUCACUAACCUUGGCCUAGAGAUUCUGUCUGCUGCUUUUGAUCAGGUUUCCUCCCCACGUAAGCCUCACUAUGCACUAAUUGGUAUGCUGUUGGCAAUUGUGGCUAUGCUUGCUUGCAUCUGGGAGCUCGUUCACAAUGGUAUAAAGGAGGGAGUUGUAUUGAGGAGGAAGGGAAAGUUAUGGUGGUUUUAUUAUCCAUCUCCAAGUAACAUGCUUUAUGGUACAUUCCCCAAAAUGUUUGGAUUACUUCUUGCCAUUGUUCAAUGCAUUUGCUCAGCAGUGCAGUAUUAUUACCUCUGUCGGCAUGCUACUAAUCCUAUAAAACUGUCCCCUGUGCCUGUUGUAUUCGUUUUCUGUUUGGUUGUUUUAAAAUUAGUUGAGCAUCGGAGGUACACCGUUGAUGGCACCCUUGAGAAUCGUGCUUAAACCAAAGACAGAGACUAGAUUUGAGUGAACUCAAAAAAUGAUUCUCAAAGAAUAAGAUCGACCGGCAGAAGGUUUUCUUAGCAUGGAAGCAUGCCUUGAAGCUGUUUAACGUAUAAUGAAAGCUCAUAUAUAGCUUCUCUGUAGAAAUAGAGGUCCCUGUUCAAUAAAUACAUUCUGCACAUGAGUGCGUGCUUGAAGACUAGUUAAUUGUGAAAGCAAGGUUCGAAAGGAGACAAAAGCAUAAAGACAAACGAAAGUUUUGAACCAAUGAGCAAUAAACGAUCAAUAUUUAACCACAAACCAAAGAGCAAUAAAUGAUCAAUUUUUAACCAUUAUUUCUACGUUGCAGGAAACUGCUUAUAGUCGAGCACUACCGAUCAUAUUUUGAAAAUUUUAA
Pyrus x bretschneideri (Chinese white pear) is the source of this 1692-nucleotide messenger RNA. RefSeq lists its product as uncharacterized. The transcript is spliced from 3 exons. Gene Ontology annotation, biological process: defense response to fungus. The coding region runs from base 291 to 1295 and encodes 334 amino acids. The record is from RefSeq and is a predicted model, not a curated record. NCBI's taxonomy places the organism in Eukaryota, Viridiplantae, Streptophyta, Magnoliopsida, Rosales, Rosaceae.